Molecule: messenger RNA, 1215 nt
Organism: Pieris macdunnoughi
Lineage: Eukaryota; Metazoa; Arthropoda; Insecta; Lepidoptera; Pieridae
Source: the annotation of a GenBank genome assembly
AUGUUGUUACUGUGCGUGUUCGUUUUGUUUAUUUGUUAUUCGUCUGGACAAUACGAAGGUGACUUCUGCAACCAGAAUGGUGUGCAAGGAGUUUGCACUAUUUUGGACAACUGCCAACCAGCUAUAGAUGCCAUUAGACGUAGGCGUCAGCCACAGAUAUGUAGUUUUAUGGGCGUGGAUACAAUAGUGUGCUGUGUUGAGACACGUCAGCCUGUCGCCACAACAACCAGAAGGCCUUUGACAACAUCUACAGAGUAUGUUCCGCUUGAAUACGAUUAUAAGGAGGCAGAUCAAGCCUCUGAAGGUUCUUGUGAGAAUUUGUCGUCUGAUAUGACUGCCACUAAGACUGGACAGAAAGCCUGGGACAAAUGUAUAGAAUACCAGCAAAAAUUAGUUUACCCCUGCGAACGCGGGGUGGCGCUGACUGGCGAAAUGGCAAGAGUCAGCAAAUGCAGACAUCACGUGACUGAUUUAAUCGUGGGAGGAGUUCAGGCUGGAGAAGACGAAUUUCCUCAUAUGGUUCUUCUAGGCUUUGGCGACACUCCGGACACGGCUCACUGGGACUGUGGUGGCACACUUUUGAGUGAGCGAUUUAUCCUCACAGCGGGACACUGCACCUACAGUCGUGACAACGGUCCAGUAAAAUACGCUUUGCUCAGCGUUUUAAAGAGGACAGAUCGAAUUGACAAGAGCAACUUAUACGGGAUUCAACGUAUCAUCAAACACCCGAAUUACGACCCGCCGAGACGUUACAACGAUAUCGCCUUGCUUGAGACGGACAGACCGAUAGCUCUUGGCCAAUCGGCUGUUCCGGCCUGUCUAGACAUCGGUGCACCAGCUGAUUAUGAGAAGUCUCUUGCGACUGGAUGGGGAGCCACCGAGAACAGAGGGGUCUCAUCUGAUGUACUGCAAAAGGUGAUCCUGCAUAGGUUUUCGACGGACGAGUGUUCAAAGAUGUUCGGCCCAGAUCGACUCAUGCAGCGUGGCUUCGACCCGCGAACCCAAAUUUGUUAUGGGGACAAAGAAAAGUCGAAAGACACCUGUCAGGGUGACAGUGGAGGGCCUCUUCAAUUAAAGAACCGGCAGAUCAGCUGUAUGUACACUGUAAUUGGGAUAACGUCUUUUGGCCGAGCCUGUGGAGUCAUAGGCCAACCGGGGAUUUAUACUAGAGUUGCUGAAUAUGUGCCCUGGAUAGAGAGUGUCGUCUGGCCAUAG